Cercocebus atys (sooty mangabey) is the source of this 3294-nucleotide messenger RNA. RefSeq lists its product as uncharacterized. The transcript is spliced from 5 exons. Bases 553 to 1194 code for a protein of 213 amino acids. NCBI's taxonomy places the organism in Eukaryota, Metazoa, Chordata, Mammalia, Primates, Cercopithecidae. The record is from RefSeq and is a predicted model, not a curated record.
CUUCAAAUUAUGAAACUGCUGAAAGAAAACAUUGGAGAAACUCUCUAGGACAUUGGAGUGGGCAAAGAUUUCUUGAUUAAUACCCUACAAAGCACAGGCAUCCAAAGCCAAAAUGAACAAAUAGGUUCACAUCAAGUUAAGAAGCUUCUGCACAGCAAAGGAAACAAUCAACAAAGUGAAGAGACAACCCACAGAAUGGGAGAAAAUAGCGGCAAACUACCCAUCUGACAAGGGAUUAAUAACCAGAAUAUGCAAGGAGCUCUCAGUGAUAAUGUAAUAACCCAGGCUUCUUGCAUCAUGUGACCUUCCAUCCUUAACACAUGGCUCCCAGGGUUGCCCUGCAAUUGGUUUCCAAUCCAAGGAGUCAUCUUCAGAGGUGUGGGUGCCUCUGUGAAGUAGGGAGUAAGUCUUUCUGAAUCUGGCACCUUCUAUUCCUUUCAAAAAUAUCUCACUUUUCUAAUUUCUUUCUGGCAGACUCAGCCCAAGUCUCUGUGUCCAUCACCUGGGAGACUGUCUGAGGAACUCUGUGAAGAAAGUCUUUUCCACAGAGAAAUGAGAGCACCCUCAAAGUCAUCAACACAGAAGACUUCUGUGACCAGAUGUGAGAAGUGUUUCUCUCCACCACCAAGCAAGCAAUCAAGUCUGCAGUGGACACCCAAUGAGUGGCCUCCAAUUCAACUCCAACACUAUCUACCUGGAGGUAGCAUCAGAUCCCACAAGUUGAGGGCUCUGUCCCCAAGGCUGGCCCCUACCACUGCCAGACACCAGCUGAUUAUAAAGGAUAUUACAGAUGAAGAGACGUAUAGGGUGAAGUAUGGAAAAAGGAGCACGGACCCUCCAUGCCCUCCCUGGACCCACUGCCCUCCAGGAAUCUCCAGGAACAUAAAGGGAUUUUCCUUCAAUCGUCACUCUGAGAACCUGGGAGAACUCCAGAAGAGUGUGCCUAAUAAUAAGAGCAAACCCCUGCCACAUGCCAGAUGCAGUUCUAAACACUUUAUACAGAUGGAUACACAUUAUACAUUUAAUCUUCAAAACAACGCUGAGAGGCAUUGUCAACGGAUCACGGGUCUUUCUCAUUCCCUGAACUUCGCCUCGGAACUUCUCUCAGCAAAAGAUGUUGCCCACUUGCCAUUUCUAGGCCAGGAGGAAGAGACUGGAAUUCUGGAGAGUCUUUCUUGUUUUGUCUCAAGGUAAGACAGCAUGACUUUCAGAUUAGUUAUUAAAUUCCUCAGAGCCUGUGUUGACUCAUCUGAAACUACGGAUCAUAACUUCACCUAAUUAUCCUAUAUGGUUCUUGGGAGGUUUAAAUGUUAUGAGGGGUAGGGAAGUGCUUUGAAAGGUUAAAAGAACAAGACACUCCCGAGAGAGUAGCAAGAGCUCCCAUAAUUCACAGAAAUUAAAGUGUCUUUGCCAAGGAGAGUAUUCCAUUAAGUACUGUUUAGAACAGAGAAGAUCCCAUUUCAAAAGGACUUCCUGCUAAAUAAUUAGAAAAAGGAAAAGAAAAGAGGAAGCAAAUGGAAAAGGAACACAGAGAGAGGACAUGACUUGGAGUCAGAGGCAUUAGAGUCAAGUCUAAAUUCACCUCUUGCUAACCAUGAUGUUUGGAAUAGGUUACUAAGCUACCAUGCAUUACAUGGAGUGUACAAUAGUCACCUCUCAAGGUAAUUGGAAGUAUGAAAUGAGUUCAUGUCUGCGAGAGGGACUAGUGCAGAGCCAGGCAUAUAGGGACUUGGUGAACUCCCAGCCUCAGUGAGGGAAAGGAACCACUGCUUGAAGCCUGCCUGGUCCCACACAGUAUAGAGAAUUAGGUUUUGCUAUGUUCCCAUCCAUCCAUCAUCCAUCCAUUCUUCCAACUUCUAUGGAGCAUGACUACUUGAUGUUGAACUGGGAGAGUGUGUGCAUUGUUGUUGAACAUUUCCCUGACCUCAGAACCACCAUGAGGGAAAAGAGAGCCAUGCAUGAUGUGAUUUGAGCAGUACCCCAGGAUCCCACUUGCCCCACAAUUUUACCUUCUUUAAGCUUUUGAGUCUCUCUUUGGAGAACUUCUCUUUACCACUCUGACUCUUGUGCUCCUGAGGAGGAGGUGGGCCUCCCUAGGCAAUUAAGGGCAGCUAUGGGCUAGAAGAAUGCAUGCCACCGAGUGGAGGUGUGCAGGGCACCGUGUGCAGCACAGAGGCUGGGGAGGGAUGAUAGGAACCCCUGUCUUUGAGGAAGUUAUUACAGUGAGCCAGGAGUUCUGGAAUAUGUUGUCUCAUGCAGUGCUUUAACCUGUCCUUCUCUUUGGCACUUCUCAGCACUGGGACUAGUAAUAUAAUCAUAUUUUUGCAAAGACAUGCCUUCAUCUCUCAUCAUUUUUACUUCCCCAAUCUGGGUUCCAGGCAUUGACUCAGAGCCCUUCGAUCCAUACUCUUUCUUGCCUCCAGAAAGCUCUUGCCUACUAUUCUGUGGCCACCCUCACUGCCCUACUUGUUCCCCUGAUGAGUGAAUGCUCCUAUGAGAGCACUAACCCUCCUUCAGUGAGGUCUUUCAACCACUUGCCUUUCUUCUGCUCUGGUCUGUAAGUUAUGCCAGGGCAAAUAUUUGUCUUGGGACCUGCCAUAUCCUGAGCACCUAAAAAAGUCUGGAAUAUAGGAGGUGCUCAAAUAGGUGUCAGUUGACUAUCAGCUCUUCUUUCUGGAUGGUGAGCCCUUAGAUAAUGGGGUCAACAUCUUCUAAUAUUUUCAAGCCUCUACUAGACACCUCACAGAACAUAGCUUAUUGCUAGGUGCUUAGUAAACGCUUGAUGAAGAAAAGAAUGAGUGAGUUCAUGUCUUAUAAAAUGGGCAGAUCCCUAGGGAUCCCAUUCAAGGCUACAGAUAACGUGGGAUGAUGUGCUGAAUAUUUUCUAGAGCCCCUGCAGAUCCAUUGUCCACCCUUGCUUACCCUGUUUGGUACUCAGGAAGUUGACCUUUAUAAGAUGAUAUUGACAGGUUAUUUUGACCUCUGCUUGGGUUCAGUCAAUGGGAUGUACCAAUAGAUUAUAAGUAGGGAGAAGAGUGAAGUCUAGGUAUAGUAGAUCCUCAUCAUUUGCAGAUUCUAUAUUUGCAAAUUUGUCUACUCACUAAAAUCUAUUUGUAAUCCCCAAAUCAAUUUUCAUGGCACUUUCAUGGUCAUUCAGACACGCACAGAGUGGUAAAACAUUUUGAGUCACUGGUUGUGCACGUCCCCAGCCGAGGCAAACAAGGUGACAUAGACUCUGCCUUCUUGUUUCAGCUCUCAUAUUGAAAAAAAUUUCAGCCAUGCACAGUGGCUCAU